Messenger RNA from Camellia sinensis, 1929 nucleotides. Lineage: Eukaryota; Viridiplantae; Streptophyta; Magnoliopsida; Ericales; Theaceae. The record is from RefSeq and is a predicted model, not a curated record.
AUGGAGGUAACCACCUUAGUAGGGGCCCUACUGAGGAAGGCGAGGGCUGUCAAACUCAAGGUAGAUGAGGCCAAGGCUCAGCUUGCAAAGUUAAAGAAGAAGAGUACAAGUUGGGAGAGUGCCCACACUGAGCUGCAAGCGGUUAAUGCGGAGCUGAAGGAUACACGCCGCCAGAGAUUGUGUCAUCUUUCAGGAGAUGAAAGCUAUGGACUCCUCAAUAAAAGAUUGGUUCAUCAAGAAAAAAAAGAAACCAAAAUAGCAAACCCUUCUAAAAAAAUGAAGAACAAAGCAGAGCUUGUGUUUGUGGCAACCCCUGCAAUGGGUCACCUUGUAUCUAUAGUAGAGUUAGCCAAACACUUACUUGAUCGACACGAACAUUUCUCCAUAACAGUCCUCCUUAUCAAACCAUUCUUCCGUCCUUCCUACAAUCUCUAUGCUGAUUCACUCGCCGCCUCCGAAAGCCGACUGCGCUACAUCCACCUCCCUCCUCCACCACCUUCUGAACCAGCAGUCCCCAAGUCUCCGGAGAAGUUUAUCUCUGAUUUCGUGGAAAGCCAUAAAUCACAGGUCAGAGAAGCAAUCGUCAACCAUGUGUUGUCAUCUUCUCCGCCGACGGCGAGGCUGGCGGGGGUGGUGGUGGACUUUUUUUGCACCGCCAUGAUCGACGUCGCCAAUGAAUUCGCCGCCCCUACUUACCUAUUCUUUCCUUCCAGCGCCGCCUUUCUCGGCCUCAUGCUCCACCUCCCAAUCCGCCAUGCCCUGAUUGGAACGGAGUUCACCGUCUCAGAUCCGAACUCGGUCACUCACUUCCCGAGUUACGCUAACCCGGUCCCUACCUCGGUCCUACCCGCCUUUCUAUUCAACAAACACGGCGGCUACAACUGCUUUCUCAACCACGCCAGGAGGUUCAUAGAGACUAAGGGCAUAAUCGUAAAUACAUUCGAAGAGCUCGAAUCCUAUGCGGUGCAGUCUUUGUUAGUCUCGCCGGAAUCGCCACCGGUUUACGCCGUUGGACCGCUGCUUGACCUCACGGGCGAGGCCCGAUCGGGGAGCGAUCGAGACAAGAUCUUGAAAUGGCUCGACGAACAGCCUAUGUCGUCGGUCGUGUUCCUCUGCUUCGGAAGCGUAGGGUGCUUCGAUCCGCCGAAGCUGGCGGAGAUUGCGGAGGCGCUAGAGAAGAGCGGCCACCGGUUCUUGUGGUCCAUACGGCGGCCGCCACCAGAAGGCGGGUUAGCGAUGCCGACCGAUUGCGGUGGCGAUUACGAGGGCUUGUUGCCGGAAGGAUUUCUGAAACGGACAGAAAACAGAGGAAUGGUGUGCGGAUGGGCCCCGCAGACGGCGGUGCUGGGCCACGCGGCGGUGGGAGGGUUUGUGUCGCACUGCGGGUGGAACUCGAUUUUGGAGAGCUUGUGGUUCGGUGUUCCGAUCGUGACAUGGCCGAUCUACGCAGAGCAACAGAUGAAUGCAUUUGAGAUGGUGGUGGAUUUGGAUCUGGCGGUGAAGCUGAGAUUGGACUGUAGGGAUGAACGUGGUGGAGGCAGCGGCGGAGUUGAGGUGGUGGUGGCGGCGGAGGAGAUAGAGAGAGCAGUGAGGGGUGUGAUGGAUGGUGGGAAUCUGGUGAGGGAGAGAGAGAGAGAGAUGAGAGACAAUAGCAGAGAGGCUUUUAUGGAAGGUGGGUCUUCGUUUAGUUCGUUAACUAGGUUGGUUGGUGAUAUGCUAGGAAACGACUGAUCAUAGAAAGUUUGUUAUAAUUAUUGGAGGGAAAAUUAUUUCUUCCUUAAAUUCACUUUAUAUUUCAAUCAUCAAUUAGAAUAAUUAUCCUUGAUGUGGUAUUUGGAUAAAAUCCGUUUGUUGAUAUAAUAUUUUCAAUGAUCAAUUUGAACAAUUAUUCAUUUUAACGAAAUAUAUAAUACUUGUUUGUUGAUAUAA